AUGGGUUCUAAAAGUUCGAAACCAGAGGGACAAGAAAACAAGCCUUGUUUCUUAGAUGCUUCUCAAAAACGCAGAGAAGUUAUUUCAAAUCUUCCUGAUGAAUCGGAACAUGACACCGACUCGUUGAAGGCUCAAUCAGAAGGCCGAGGACUGAAGCACGUCCAAUUUGUUGAUAAGCUGAAAUUCGAUUGGGAUGAUCGUCCUUCACAAACAAAUCCAGCACCACCCAAAACAUUGGAAGAUUAUGAAAUCGAAAGCAUGCUUGGGGAUGACAAGGACAAUAAGACAGCUGAUAAAAAUGUAGUCUGGAAGCGUAAGGGACCUAAACACGGUUGUGUUCAGUUUUUUCGCAAAGAAAAGAAAGAAACCAACCUUGAACCAGAACCUCCUAAACAUCCAGGCGCUGACAAGGCUGAGAGAUGGCAAAAACAAACAUGGAAAGUUUUCUCCGGUCCACUACCACCUUUGGUUAGUACAUCGGGAAUUGAUGAUGAAGAAACUGUUAUCCUGAGCAAAGUUAUUCACGAAGCAACUCAAGAAGCAUGUAUAGUGAAGACGUCGGAUAACCCGGCAUCAAGUGAGGAAUUCAAAGUGACACCAGUUCAUCCUACUAAAAAACCGUUUAUAAUGAUCCAUCAAACAAAUGAGCAAGAAAUCAUGAAAACACAAGGAAGCUUUCGUUUGAACCAAUGGCUCAAUGUCAAAACAGAUAUUAAUAGCGUAUCAUUGGAGAAUUCGGAUGAUUCAAUUUUUAUGCAGAUGUUCAAUAUCAUUUCGCAUGAACGAAAUCGUCGAUGGUAUGCCUAUCGAAGAGAACAUGAAUCCCUGACACUGGAAGAAGCUUAUUUGAUUGGAAACGGAGGAUAUCUUCCCGGAGAGACGAAACGUUUUGGUAUAGCGGAGGUCGCAAGAAAAAAAAUCAGUAACACUCUAAGAAUCAACAUGAUUCCAGUUGUUCACAGUCAUCAACCCGUUAUCGGUGUCCCAUUCAAAGGAUACUUGCGCGAUAUUGUUGAACUACCAGAAUGUUCAAUGGAAUUCAUUCAAAUCAUCAAUCAGCACCUCAUGCCUCACGGUCUUCAAGUUAUUGAUUUGAGACGCAGAUCAGAGGAAGUGCUCGGACAACCGCCAUUAUACCAUGAUGAUUACGAGAUGGCCAAUCACACCAUUGACGCAAUAUCACGUUCAGUUGAAGCUCUCAAUUCCAUCAAAAACACAGCAAAAUAUUUCAUCGUUUAUGCUAUUUAUGCAGACACAGUACCAAUGUACAUUUACCAAGCAAUUGUCCGAUUCAAGCCUGGGCUUCCAAUCAAUUCAGCUGACUGGAUUGACGAUGGAAAAUCGCGAUUAGAAAUUGAAGAACCAGACAUGGAGCCUGUUAACACUCUUGACAGUGUUUGCUGGUUAAUGCAAAUCAGAGAGUAUCGGUACAAGGUUGCCGCAGAAAAAUCAAAAUAUGAGAAAGAAUUGAAGCAGAAGCAACGUGAAGAACAAAAAGAGCAGAAAGAACUGAAACGGCAACAAUGUGAAGAGUUGAAGAGACAAAAUGUAAAGAAACAGCAAGUAGCUAGCAUGUCAACUUGGAAAAAAGUGAAGACUUUCUUCAGAAUUAAAUCGAACUAGGAAUAAUUCGAAAUAAUUGUUGUGUUAUUUGUAAAAUAUCGUUGUUAACAUUCCUAUCUCAUUUUCUACAAACCUCUUUAUUUUCCCAUCUCUUUGUUUUUCUGUGUUGUUACUUCUGAGAAUCAGUAUAUUUACCGAGCAAUGCAAUGAAUUGACACACAGAAAUGCUUCCAACAAAAGUUCAAAUUGCAUACUGUGAUUUUAGUAACUCUUUUUCACGUUUUACUACAUUAGUGAACCUCUUAUUUUUCUUUUGCAGUAAAAAGUUGAUGUUCCUGACAACUGAGUUAAAUCUUGGUUGUUUUACAUUUUGAAUUGCAUAAUUCGCCGAUUAUUUAUUCAUAUUUCUACAUACAUUUUCGGAACGUUUGUCCUUUUAUUUAUACUUCUGUCUGCAAUAACUGAACCUUCAAAUUCAUCUGAUUGUAAUUUAAAUUUGUUCCCGUUCACAAUCGUAUCAAUGAUUCCUCAAAUGUUAACAGUUCCGCGCGUACGAUCUUUAAAACAGUU
Caenorhabditis elegans is the source of this 2133-nucleotide messenger RNA. RefSeq names its product Rhodanese domain-containing protein (gene F45E1.5). The record is from RefSeq and is marked reviewed. The transcript has 8 exons. The coding region runs from base 1 to 1623 and encodes 540 amino acids. Lineage: Eukaryota; Metazoa; Nematoda; Chromadorea; Rhabditida; Rhabditidae.